This is a messenger RNA of Lucilia cuprina (Australian sheep blowfly), 1808 nucleotides long. RefSeq names its product tRNA (cytosine(72)-C(5))-methyltransferase NSUN6. Gene Ontology annotation, molecular function: methyltransferase activity; RNA binding. NCBI's taxonomy places the organism in Eukaryota, Metazoa, Arthropoda, Insecta, Diptera, Calliphoridae. Gene Ontology annotation, biological process: RNA methylation. The coding region runs from base 32 to 1333 and encodes 433 amino acids. The transcript has 2 exons. The record is from RefSeq and is a predicted model, not a curated record.
CACACACACUCAUACACCAUCCAAAAAAAAUAUGUUUUAUCCAAAAUCACCUUUUUUACGCUAUCCACUUGUUGAAUCACAACUUUGCAAAGGGAAUUUGAAUUUAUUGGAAGAUCUAUUGACAUGGCUUUGUCGUACUCCAACCAAUACCACCUAUCGUGUUAAUCUGCUAAAAUCUUCUCUAGAAUCUUUUAAAACUGAAGUUGAAAAAAUUUUGAAACAACGUUAUGCGGUUCCACCGAAAAUUUAUACUUUUACUGAUUUGCCUGAACUUUUAUGUAUAGGUCCUACAGAAAUAGCACCCAAGCCUGAUGAGCAACAAAAAGAAAUCAUUGUGGAUCCUUGCUGUGGUGCAGCUGUAUUGAGAGGAGCUCAUAUUUAUGGCAUUGGAGUCUUGGCCAUGGAAUCUGGUACUAAAGAAGGCGAUUUGGUGAAUGUUUAUGCAGAUUUGGCGCAAAAAUGUAAAAAAGGUUUAAAUAUACGCUAUGUAUCCAAUGAAAAAGUAUAUUUGGGCCAAGGAAAAGUUUUAAUGCAACGCUAUCAAAUAUACAGAACCGAAGGUCCUCAACAGGGCAUAGCAGUGGAAAUGCUUAAUACCAUAUCAGGAGUACCCUCUAUUGGCGAUUUAAGCAAUUCUAAGGCAUUACUACAAAAUCUUCCCUCCAUUGUUUGUGCUAGAGUAUUAAACCCUCAACAAAAUGAAUUGAUUCUGGAUAUGUGUUCAGCACCCGGUAAUAAAACCACUCAUUUGGCUGAAUUGAUUAAAGAUCAGGGCUGUAUAAUAGCUUUAGAUAAAACUGAAAAUAAAAUAAAACUUGUUAAGGAUAAAAUUGAGAAAAAUCUAUUGAAAUCGAUUAAAGCUUAUGCCUUUGAUUCUACAAAAUCUUAUAAUGAAAAUUUAACUAGCAACAAUGCAGAUUUAAAGCCUCCUUUUAAGUCACAAACUUUCGAUCGCAUUUUAUUAGAUGCUCCCUGCAGUGCUUUAGGCAAUAGACCGCUAUUGUCUAGUAAUAUGUCACCAAAAAUGCUGGAAUCUUAUGCCAAAGUUCAAAAGAAACUAUUUGUCAAUGCUGUGUCACUGCUAAAAACGGGUGGCAUUUUGGUUUAUAGUACCUGUACAGUUAAUAUGGCUGAAAAUGAAGAAAUUGUGGUAUGGGCUUUAGCAAAGUUUCCCGAAUUAAGUUUAGAACCUGCCACGCCAGUAUAUGGAACAUCAGCUUGGCCCUGUGAGGGUUUAAGCGAAUCCGAUCGUUGUAAGUUGCAACGAUUUGGUCCUACGGAUAAUAAAAUGGAUUCGGUGGGAUUUUUUAUUGCAAAAUUUGUGAAAAAAUAAAUGAAAUUGUUGAACUUAUAACUUGCAUUAGAUAGAGUUUUAAUGUGGGUGGUGGAGGUCAUAGGCAGACGAAAGUUUGUCUUGAUUAGACAAUGGUCUUAACUGAAUUAUAGCCUAGUCUAUUAUAUAGCUUAGUCUUAAGCUUAUCACAAUCUAGACUUAACUAUUGUAUAGUCAUUGGUCGGUAGUCUAACCUUACCUCAAAUCGUUUCACUUUUUGUAUGACAUUUAAGAACUUUAGAUCGUUAAUUUUAAACUGUGGAAAUUACAGUCGAAAGGGGAUUAAUUUUUGGAAAACGUUUGUUUUUAUUUUAUGCUUUAUAUUUAAUUUAAUUAUAAUUCAAUAUUGAUAUUUAAUUUGUUGUUACUAUUUCAAUUGUAAAGUACUUAUACAACUGUAUAUUUAAUUUUAAAAUUAAAAAUAUUUUUCUUAUUUAAAAUAUUAAAAUAAAAUUAAACCAAAUUAUUUUUUAUA